This is a messenger RNA of Prinia subflava (tawny-flanked prinia), 4014 nucleotides long. It is a transcript of the gene DOLPP1, whose product is annotated as dolichyldiphosphatase 1. The transcript is spliced from 8 exons. Gene Ontology annotation, molecular function: dolichyldiphosphatase activity. The record is from RefSeq and is a predicted model, not a curated record. The coding region runs from base 601 to 1317 and encodes 238 amino acids. Gene Ontology annotation, biological process: lipid biosynthetic process; protein N-linked glycosylation. Lineage: Eukaryota; Metazoa; Chordata; Aves; Passeriformes; Cisticolidae. Gene Ontology annotation, cellular component: endoplasmic reticulum membrane; intracellular membrane-bounded organelle.
GGGCGGCUGCAGCGGGGUGUGAAGGCAGACCAGGCUGCACCAGAGUGGAAUCCUCGGGCUGUCCCCAGUGGGGUGUGAGGGAUGCGAGGGAAGCCCGGGCUGUUCCCGCUGCGGUGUGAGGGGAGCCUGGAGCGGGUCGCGCCGGGGUGCAGGGAUGCGAGGGGAGCUCGGGCCGUUCUCGGCAGGGUCUGAGGGGAGCCCAGCCCGGCCAUUUUCCCGCCGAGCCCCCGCCUCAGCGACCCGCGCCCGCCGCGCCACCGCCACCGCUGAUUGGCUGAGAACUGGCGCCACGGCGAGGUGCUGAUUGGCCCAUCCGCACGGCAGCUCUGCCCAAUGACGAAACGCCUUGCCGCCCGCCUUUCCUCUGACUGGCUGUGCCGCUCCCUGCGCCCGCCCACUGCCGGGCUGCGGUGCCGGCAGCCGAUUGGCUGAGGCGCUCCCCGGGCUGGAUGUUUAAUUGGGCGGUGCUGGGCGGCCCGGCGCCUCACCUGCCGCGCGCCGCCAUUGGUCCGUCGCUCCCCGCGUCCCCGCCCAUUGGCCGCCCCGCCCCUCAAGAGCGUCCCCAUUGGCCGUAGCGGCCCGGCCCGGUAUCCGGGUAAGAUGGCCGCAGUCGGGGAGUGCUCGCUUCCCGCGCCGUGGCGGCCGGUCUCCCUCACUCACGUCGAGUAUCCCGCAGGUGAUUUUUCUGGCCAGCUUUUAGCUUAUUUGAGUCUUGGUCCAAUAUUCAUAAUUGUUGGUUUUGUAACACUCAUCAUAUUCAAGAGAGAGCUUCACACGAUCUCUUUCUUGGGAGGGCUGGUGUUCAACGAGGGAGUGAACUGGUUAAUAAAAAAUGUAAUCCGGGAGCCUCGGCCGUGUGAAGAAGCCCAUUCAGCAGUGACCACAAAAUAUGGGAUGCCGUCCAGCCACUCCCAGUUCAUGUGGUUUUUCUCUGUCUAUUCCUUUCUGUUCCUUUAUUUAAGAAUGCACCAAACAAACAACGCGAGGUUUCUGGAUUUGCUAUGGCGACACGUGCUGUCCAUCUGCCUCGUCACAGUGGCUUUGCUAGUCUCAUAUAGUAGGGUUUAUUUGCUUUACCACACCUGGAGCCAAGUCCUAUAUGGAGGUGUGGCAGGAAGCAUCAUGGCCAUAGCCUGGUUUGCCUUCACACAGGAGAUCCUAACUCCCCUCUUCCCGAGGAUAGCUGCGUGGCCAAUUUCAGAGUUCUUUUUAAUCCGAGAUACCAGCCUCAUUCCUAACAUCCUGUGGUUUGAAUACACAGUCACGAGAGCAGAAGCAAGGAACAGACAGCGCAAGCUGGGUACGAAGCUGCAGUGACGGGAGCGGGGGACCAGGACGCGUUUAACGGAGACAGACAAGAGCAGAGACCUGGGAGCAGCAAGGAGCCUUUUACCAGACGGACCAAAGGAACAGGCAGGGACCACACCCAAAACCUGAAAGCCUUUGCUCUGCUUUAGCAGCUAAGCUGGAUUGCUCCCUGAUGCAUGUGGGACCGUGCAGGAGUGGAAACUCGUUUUGAACACAGAUGCACAUGGUUGGAUGUACCAUCGUGUCUACGUCAGGGGAGGGGGGAGAAAAUGCCUGGUGUCGUGUUCGGGGGAGGGAAAACCAAAAACGGAUCUUUUCUGUGACUUUUUUUUUCAGCAUGAAAUAUACACACUAUUUAUUUAUUUUUUUAAAUGGAACUAUUGUUUAUGGGGUGGGUGAGGCGUUGAUUGUGUGUUUUUAUUUUUUUCUUUUUUUUUAUUGUUCGGGUUUUUCUUUUUUGGAAGAAGAUGACAAAACUAAUCUCAAGUUGGUCAUGUUUAAUUAGGGCUUUUAAUUCUUACAUGCUUCUUAGGAGGGAGGGGAUCUAGGAGGGGUGACAGAAGGGAGAGGAAGACUUUCCUUUCUGCAGUCAGUUUGGGAGAUCAGAAUCAAUUCCAACUGUACUUUGUACAGACAGAAAGACAGAUUAUAAACAUCUGAUUUUUAACACUAGUGACAGUUCUGCAGGGAAGCCUGCACAGAUACCAGUUAAGGGGAGUGUGUGUGUAAAACAAAGGAAAACCACAAAUAUACUGACUCUUAUUUUUUUUUCCACUGCUGCUCCUGUUGUGUAAUUAGCAAGAGUGUCCUUUCAGAAUCUCUUCUAGAUGGCAAGAUUAUCAUACAUAUCUCACAUUUAUUCCAUUUCUUCCUUUAUACUUUUAUUAUCUCAGGGUUGCUGUGAUCUGUACAGCUUUUGUUGUAUUCAGUGUGCCGAGGGCACUGGGAAGCCUGUUGGUUAUAAGCAGUGCUGUGCUCCAGUCAGAGUCAGCCCAAAGCCUUACAAAAUUCAGUUGCUGGUCUCUGUCUUAAGCACUGGAUUUCACUUUUUUUCCUGUUAAAGCUUAAGGGAGGGAUUUUUAAGAAUGACCACAGCGACAACCACAAACGAACAACAAAGCAAGUGACAACCACAAAUGAACAACAAGGCAAAUGACUAAUAACUAGCUCAGCUGCUCUCUGAAUUAUUCCUCGAAGAGUCCUGUUAGACUCCACCCAUGAACUCCAAGAGAACUUGUCCUAGCAGAGGCUCCUGCCAGUUAUCACAGUAGCUUGGUGGGGGUUCUGCAGCUGUAACCUUGAAAGCUGAACUCCUACAAGCAAGUUUUGCUUUCCAUCCUUCUUCCAUUGUGGCUCUGCGUGUGGCCAGUGGCGCUCUGGAUGCUGUGUCUCUGUGGGAGUGUGCCUGCCAUCUCUGUGUGCUGGUGAUGCCUAUGACCUCUGUGACCCGUGAGCUGACCUGGCAAGGGCUACACUCAAAGUGCUUCAGGGCUGUGCAUGGACACUUUCUGUAUUUCUAGUAUAUAAUGCAGCAGUUCAAGUGUAACUACAGAGAAGUAUUUAUUCAAAGCACAAUUGACUUGAACUUUCACAGAUAAAGGACAGCUUCUGAACUGGCUCAAAGGUCAUCGGUGUGCCUUCGAUGCAGUCAUGAGCAGAGGUAAAAUGACUGUCACAUCUCAGUCUUGCUGCCUGUUUUACUAUCUCCACUUUAAUCAGACUCCUGCAUUAUAAAGCUGCUUGAAGAUUUUUUUUUCUGUUCAUCCUGGUUAUUUUUUUUUUAAGUUUUCAUCUGUGCCUGUUGCUAUAGGAGUUUGUGUGUUUGUGUGGAGUGGGAGCUGCUGUUGGACACCCAGAGUGUUAACUGUAGAAAGUGAUCCUGAUCCAGGAGAUCAGGAAUGAAGGCGCGUUUAAAUUUCUGUGUUUAAAUAGCUAUGGGUAGUAAAUUUACUGUUUUCAGUUGGUACAGCAAGUAUAUAUAAACAUUUUUAAGAACUGUUUAGUACUUGCAUAACAUAAGCAAUCCUGUAACAUCUGAAGGACCCAAGCACUGGAUCUGCUUUGAAGGUGCAUUAUAAUAAAGAGGCAUCUUGGAGCUUUCACAAGGACAUUUGAUCUGCCUUAGAGCAACUCUGUUGGGAUGAGACAGGACAUCAGCUAGGUCCCGUGACAUGGUGGUACCAUAUGUUUCAGUUUGAAAACUGGUACUUAUGUCUUGCAAAACCAUUCAUUUUCUCUUUAUAUCUCUUGUAAGUGAACUUACAAAGCCAGAACAGAGAUCACACCACUCUUCCCCAAGGGGGCUGAAGGAGUGUGAUUGUUUCAGGAGUGGCUUAGCACUUCCCCAGCGUCUCGGGCUGUUACAACAGACUGCUGGAAAAAAUGAAUAUGGAAACAUCUAUUGAGCAUAGGGAAGAGGGUUCAUCUCCUCAUGGAGAGCAGUGCAGUGUAAAAAGCUGUUCCACUUCAUGUUGCCUUCAAACCCAAGCUUCCUACAGUAAUUCUUAGGAGUGAGGGAGAGGAAGAAGAGCUCUUGUAAGACACUGUAAUAAACUCUCCUCUGUUCUCUGUGAGUUGUUUGUAAUCUGCAUCUUCUGCCUACUUUUGCUGUACCUUUUCAGAAAUCUUUGCAAUACUUGAUAUACAGUAGAAAUUCCUUAGUGAUUCCAUGGAUUUUCUUAACUAAAUGGUGCUGUGCAGGGAAAA